UUUCCGUAGCUCAGAAAAACUUGGAGAGCUAGUGAGAGUAUUAUUUGGUCAGAAAAAUAUCCAGAUCAUGGAGAUCCAUAUUUAUGAACUCUUGAGUUAUUUUGCCUAUCUAUGUCUCAUCCUUUGGGUAACAAUACAAGCGUUCACCUUCUUAUUUUCAAGAACAACCAACAACAAAAAUAAAAGGCUUCCACCAGGGCCAAAACCCUAUCCCAUAAUCGGAAACCUUUUUGACCUCGACGACAAGCCCCACAAAUCUCUAGCCAAGCUUUCCCAUAUUCAUGGCCCAAUCAUGUGUUUGAAGCUCGGCCGAAUAACCACAGUUGUGGUUUCCUCAUCAGCCAUGGCCAAACAAGUCCUCCAAACCCACGACCAGGUCUUCUCCAACCGAACCAUCCCGGACUCACUCCGAGCCUGCGACCACCACAAGCACGGCUUGCCAUGGAUUCCGGUAUCUCCUAGCUGGAGAAACCUUAGAAAAAUAUGUAACAACCACUUGUUCUCGGGUAAAGCUCUUGACGCCAACCAGAAUCUAAGGCACCAGAAGGUGAAAGAACUCUUGGCUGGUGUCCGUACAAUGGCAGAAGCAGGAGAGGCAGUGGCUAUCGGCAUAGCUGCUUUUAAAACUUCUCUAAACUUGUUAUCGACCACUUUUUUCUCCGUCGACUGGGAGAAUCUCCCCGCUUCUGACAUGGGAGGCAUAGAUCUCAGGGAGACCGUUUGGAGUAUCAUGGAGGCUGCUGGUAAGCCUAACUUGGCUGACUAUUUUCCGGUUCUUCAGAUGGUUGAUCCUCUCGGCAUAAGGAGAGACAUGACCGUUCAUUUUCAGAAGAUGAUUGAUCUGUUCAACGGAGUGAUCGGUCAAAGUCUGAAACUCAGAGAAGUGAUUAAUAGUCCUCAGAAAGAAGAAAGUAAUAUGUUGGAUAUUCUUCUCAAUCACAUGGAGAAUAAAGAGAACAGAGAAAAUCAGCUUCUCAGCAAAACCACCAUUGAACAUCUCUUACUGGAUCUAUUUGCAGCGGGCACUGAUACGACUUCGUCGACAUUAGAGUGGUCAAUGACUGAGCUACUCAAGAACCCAGAAGCCAUGUCCAAAGCCCAAGCAGAGCUAAACCAAGUCAUUGGGAAGGGAAACCAAGUGAAAGAAUCAGACAUAGGAAGGCUCCCUUACUUACAAGCCAUUAUCAAAGAAGCCUUUCGUCUGCACCCGGCGAUUCCGUUACUGCUUCCCCGUAGAGCCGAAACCGACGUUGAAGUCUGCGGUUACGUGGUUCCGAAAGGAGCACAAGUUAUGGUCAACGCAUGGGCUGUUUCCAGAGACCCCAAAGUCUGGGAAAAUCCUAAUGAGUUCAUUCCAGAGAGGUUUUUGGAUUCGAAUGUUGAUGUCAAAGGUCGACAUUUUGAGAUCACUCCCUUUGGCGCCGGACGGAGAAUAUGUCCGGGGUUGCCAUUGGCCGUUCGAAUGGUUCACUUGAUGUUAGGUUCGUUAAUCAACUCCUUUGAUUGGAAGUUAGAAGAUGGAGUUGAACCAGAAACUUUGAGCAUGGAUGACAAGUUUGGCAUUACUUUACAGAAGGCUAAGCCUUUGACAGCUUUCGCCACGCCACGCCACUAACCUAGCUAUAUUAUAUUAAGCUUAUAUACAUAUAUUAAUAAACUAAACUGCUUCCAUAGUUGCAUGUGAGAAAUGGGAGUAACCAAGUAUGUGCGCUUAAUUGACUGUUGUUAUAAUUUCAGAGCGGUCUGUACGCAGAACUUAUUUAUAUAUUGUCAUAAUGAUAAUAUUAAAAACCAAUUGUAUGAAAUGAAAGUGAUUUGCACUAAA
Messenger RNA from Humulus lupulus (European hop), 1825 nucleotides. RefSeq names its product geraniol 8-hydroxylase-like. Gene Ontology annotation, molecular function: monooxygenase activity; iron ion binding; heme binding. NCBI's taxonomy places the organism in Eukaryota, Viridiplantae, Streptophyta, Magnoliopsida, Rosales, Cannabaceae. The record is from RefSeq and is a predicted model, not a curated record. The coding region runs from base 68 to 1615 and encodes 515 amino acids. The transcript has 2 exons.